Messenger RNA from Ostreobium quekettii, 336 nucleotides. Lineage: Eukaryota; Viridiplantae; Chlorophyta; Ulvophyceae; Bryopsidales; Ostreobiaceae. The record is from the annotation of a GenBank genome assembly.
AUGAAGUCACCAUUCACAAGGAACAUGCCUUCCUUUGCAGAUGCAGAUGCUCGAGAAGAAUCAAUGAAAUCGAUUCAGGUGCCUUUCUCGUUAUGGGGUGCAGAAGGACACUGGAGAGACUGUAUCCAGUGGCUUUUUGCCAGCAGUCUGUGCAGUUGCUGUGCGCUGGACCACUGCAUGGUUAUGGGCCCAACUCGAAAUGAGGAUUAUUGUGGUGUAUUGCAGCGUUUUGUGUUUGGUUAUUUGGCAGGCUUGGCUGGCGGGUUGGCUGGCUGGUCAUCUUCAUUCGCAGUGCAUUCGGACAAGCCAGAGACGAUUGGGGAGCCACGGCAGUAA